AUGCGCCUGAUUCACUUCGUCCUGCCUGCCUCCCUGAGCGGGGAAGAGUCAGGUGGUGACAGCGAGUUGAACGACGCCGCAAUUGGCGAGGCGGUCGCCAAUGAAACGACCACACCCGUGGCCGACGAGAGGAUGGUGGCGCCCUCUGCUGGCCCACCGGAGAGGAUGGUGGCACCCUCUGCUGCUACCAGGAAGCAGAUGCUGGAUGAGGCUCUGCUGAACUUCAUUGUGAAGGACUGCCAGCCCCUCAGCAUUGUGGAGAGUGAAGGGUUCUGGGAACUGGUGCAGGUCCUUGAGCCAUCAUAUGUUUUGCCCACCAGAAAGACUAUCAAAAAAAUACUGGUGAAGAAAUAUGAGGAGGAAUGGGAACGAGUGAAAUUGGAAGUACAGCAAGCUGUGGCAGUGAGUAUAACAGCUGACAUGUGGACAUCUGUAAACAUGGAGGCUUACUUGGCUCUUACCUGUCACUACAUAAAUGAUAAUUUGCAGUUGUGUACAUCUGUGUUGGGUGUGCAAUACUUUCCACAAAGUCACACUGCUGACAAUUUGGCCCAGGUCAAAAGGGACAUGAUGGCAGACUGGGCCAUAACUAAUGAAGUAAAGUGUUUUGUGACCGAUGCAGCACCAAACAUGAUUGCAUCCACUAGACAGCUCCAAAUUCGACACUCAAUUUGCAUUGCACAUAGUCUUAAUUUAUUAGUUAGAAAAUCAUGUGACCAGAUCCCCACACUUGCAUCCAUCAGACACAAAGCUAGGCACAUUGUCACAUACUUCAGAUCGAGCACUACAGCUAAGGAGAAGCUUGCUCAAGUGCAGCAACAGAUGGGACGGCCAACCCUGAAACUCAUCAAUGAGGUGGCAACACGCUGGAACAGCACAUAUGAAAUGCUGUCAAGGCUACAUGAUGAGAAGGAGUCAGUGUGGGUAUCGCUGGCCUCUCUAAAAACAGAUUUGACUCCACUUACAGCUGAUGAGUUUGACAUCGUAGGAGAAACACUUAUUGUGCUUGCUCCUUUCCAUCCAGCCACAGUGGAGUUGUCUGAGGAGAGGCGAGUGUCAGGGUCAAAGGCAUACCUGCCAACCCUACCGGUUUUACGGGUAGACUCCCGGAAUUCAGCGCCUCUCCCGAUAACCUCCCGGAAGAAAUUUUCUCCUGAUAAACUCCCGGAAUUCAGCCGUAGCUGGAGGCCACACCCCCUCCAGCUUCAUGCGGACCUGAGUGGGGACAGCGGCGACAGUCUGUUUUCACGUCCGCUUUCCCACGAUAUAAACAGCGUGCCUGCCCAAUGACGUUAAAACUGUAGAAUGAUCGAGGGCGAGUUCUUGGUUUCUUAUGUGGGUUUAUUGUUAGGCAGUAUCAUUAACGUCCUCCCAGCGCGGUAACAACACACAACAACAGCAGUCACGUUUUCGUCUACCGUAAAGCAGUUUGUCUGCCGUAAACAGCAAUGUUGUGACACUCUUAAACAGGACAAUACUGCCAUCUACUGGAUAGCC
Molecule: messenger RNA, 1497 nt
Organism: Entelurus aequoreus (snake pipefish)
Lineage: Eukaryota; Metazoa; Chordata; Actinopteri; Syngnathiformes; Syngnathidae
Product: zinc finger BED domain-containing protein 4-like
Exons: 5
Coding region: 1-1290 (429 amino acids)
Source: RefSeq, a predicted model, not a curated record